CCAAAAUCCACAGAUAAUUGCUGAUCUGACGUCGUAUCUAUUUUCCGCAAAUGGUGGUCCAGGUUUCUGUUUCGUGGUCGUCGUUGGGUUUCUGUCCGAGUGGCGAGUUUCAGAAACGCUGCAGUCUCCAACUACAAAGUACAUAUUUGCAGGCAAUCAUUCAGGGAUUGUACGAUUGAUAUGUUCUUCCAAUGGACGAGUCUGCGAAAUGCGGCUUUCUUUCUGGCGACAGGCUUCCCACUAUCUCAGCGUCCCCGGGUCUGACGGACGAUCCUGAAGAUGCGAAUCCACCUUCGAAAGCAGCAGUGAGAAAACAGGAUCGUUUAUGGUGGAUAUUUCUCUCGAUCACUGCCGGUGUCUUCUUCCUCUCUGUCGUUGCUUUUAUUCUGUCUUUUUCCCCGUCGUCAUCUGUGCCGUCGAGACUAUGCAAGAAUCCCACUGUCCGGCGGGAAUGGAGGACGCUGGACCGAAGUGAAAAGUUGGCGUAUAUAGAAGCAGCCCGCUGUUUGACUGAAUCGCCAUCCACGAGGCGAUCAGAGACUACAAUCCAUGACGACUUUGUGUUCCUCCAUAGUCGUAUCGGAAACUACUCUCACAAUGCCGCGCCUUUUCUCCCGUGGCAUCGAUAUUUCAUUCAUCUGUAUGAGCAAGCGCUGCACAAGCACUGCAACUAUAGUGGAGUUCUACCGUAUUGGAACUGGUCUUUAGAUUGGGAGGAUCUAAGCAAGUCCCCGGUCUGGGACAAUGAGACUGGAUUUGGAGGAAGCGGAUCUGGUGCUGAAAGCGUUGCUAACGGCCGCUGUGUUCUCGACGGACCCUUUGCAGGAGCUCAGGCCGCCUACUAUGAGGGGAAUUAUCACCCUCACUGUCUUUCUAGAGGCUUCCUCGCCGAUGAAGUGAUCCGAAGGGUCGGAAGACUGACCGUCCAGCCGGCGAUACUGAACCGAGUAUUCGAAGAGCAGGAUUAUUAUGACUUUCUACUCAAGGUGGAACAGGCCUCUCACCUAACGAUCCCCUAUAUUGUCCAGGGUGAUUUCUCCAAGGUCACCGCGCCAAAUGACCCCGUCUUCUUCCUUCAUCAUGGCCAGGUUGAUCGCGUAUGGUGGAUCUGGCAACAGCGUCACCAUCGCGAUGGAAACCCCUUAGGGGGUUACGAUGGGAUUUCACGAAAUAACUCUACUGUUUCCGCGCACAUAACAGAUAUGCUCGAUUUCGACGGCUUCGCAUCUGAUGUCAGUGUCGAUGAUGUGAUGGAUACGCAGACAGGGAUCUUGUGUUAUCAAUAUGAUGAAUUACUAUGACUAGCUUACAUGAAGAUAAAAAAAAAAUAACUAUAUAAUCCCAAGUCCCAAAGCUCUUUACUAUCCAAAUUAUCUAUCAGACAUUCUAUUAUCUUAUUAUCAACAUGUCUCACACACACAUGCAGCUGAUCAGCGGUUUUUGAUGAUUAUG
This is a messenger RNA of Paecilomyces variotii, 1452 nucleotides long. Its product is annotated as tyrosinase-like protein. The transcript has 4 exons. The record is from RefSeq and is a predicted model, not a curated record. Lineage: Eukaryota; Fungi; Ascomycota; Eurotiomycetes; Eurotiales; Thermoascaceae. Gene Ontology annotation, molecular function: oxidoreductase activity. The coding region runs from base 192 to 1301 and encodes 369 amino acids.